ACGUUUCAGGAAACAGAAGAGUUCACAUCUUAGCCAUUACUUAUUUAUUACAGAAGUUCAAAAUAUUGUUGAUUAUUUAUUCUAGUUCAAAUUCUUAAUCAAUUCAACACUUUUGAAGUCAACAGCUUCGGGCUUCAGUUGAAGUUUAAUAAUCUAGGUGGCCUUUAUAAACAGUAUCAAGUUUAACUUUACACAGCAAAACGUUUGCUUAAAUCAUUAUCCAACACAAUGAAGUGUUACAGUAUUGUAAGCGCUUUUGUCAUACUUGUGUUAGUGAUAAGUGUUGGUUGGGGGAAACACAAAGGAAGGCGACUAAAGAACCAUCGCCACAAACACGUGCAGCUGUUUAAUGUUAAACACUUGAGACAUUCAAAGAAUGCCAAACUACUGGCUUAUCAUGGUCACAUACACUUCAGAGGUCAUCACCAUCACCAUCACCCAGCACGCUUGAAAUGUCGUCGAGUUAAAUUAUUAGUUAAUAGUAAUCUGCAGUUGAAAAAGAAAACUACAGAUGCAAUGAAGAGACAUUUGAGCAAGAAACACGCAAAGAGAAUGUUACACAAGUUUAUCACGAGCAGAAAACACAAAAGGUUUCAUUUACCCAAAGACACGAAGCUAUUUAAAGAUAAAGAAGGGAACUUAAUCACCUACAUUGAAGAUUGUGUUGCUUCUGAAAAUGCAGAGAAGAAGAACUUCUUUGAAGGUCAAAAUGAAAUGUUUAUAGCUCCAGCAUAUGAUGAGAAGAAAAGUCGACAUGAUCAUCACUCAUCAGAGAACAAUGACGUUACAACUGUGCAGGCAAAUGAAAAUGACGUCAAUGAUGAAGGAAUUCUCCCAGCCUCUGAAGACGCGUUGCUUCACACAGUAUCUGAUUCAACGGACAUUUUAAAGGAUAGUGCACAAAAGGAAGGGACGCCACAAUAUCUCAAUGAUCAAAGUGAAACAGAAGUUCCAUCUAACGUUGCAACUGUGUAUCAAGCUGUCGCACUGGACAACCCUCCACCCAAGAAACCCGAGGAAGGAAGUGAGCUCCAAAGGUUUUUCUCCUCAACUGGUUUAACUCCUAGCAUGCCACAGCUUAAUAGUGACGUUGUGACGCCAAUUUCGCAGCAGCCUGUCAACAAUUUUGUACCUGAACAUGAUAAUCAGCUUCAAUCGCCAGCCUCACUUGUGACGCCAAUUUCGCAGCAGCCUGUCAACAAUUUUGUACCUGAACAUGAUAAUCAGCUUCAAUCGCCAGCCUCACAAUACAUAACCAAUCCCGCUCCUCCCCCUCAGAGGCAAGCCUACACUCAAGCUUUAAAUCUUCCGAGGAUUAGAACACCUCUAAGAAAUCAUCGAGGUAAGGAUUUUAAAAUCAUCAGCUGUCGUGGUCGAGAAUAUUAUACGUUCCACACGUGUGGCUCAGAACAACAGCCACAAGCGUUGUUAUAAAGAGGAGAGAUCAACAACCAACUGGUGGUAGCAGGCUUGUUUUCAAAUAUGGACAGUUAGAAUCUUGCGAUCAAAAAAAAAAGGUGCAUGUCUCUUGCCUAAGUUUCAUGUGUGGAUGCUGCCUGUUCCACGUUCCAACAUUUUGGCCAAAAAAAGGAAACGAACAAGCCAAAUGCCGAGAACUUAGAAAACGAAGAUAAGUAAUCCUAUCAGAGGCUGCUUGUGUAAUUAUUAGUAAGCUGUAGGGUAAGCCUGCGUGUAUGCAUGAUAGGAAAACCGCGGUUGAGUGCCUCGCCUAAUCGGGUGCUUUAUUGGAAUCACUCUUUAUUCACAGUAGGAGAACUUGUGUGGAAUACCUCUG
Orbicella faveolata is the source of this 1795-nucleotide messenger RNA. RefSeq lists its product as uncharacterized. Lineage: Eukaryota; Metazoa; Cnidaria; Anthozoa; Scleractinia; Merulinidae. The record is from RefSeq and is a predicted model, not a curated record.